Molecule: messenger RNA, 1097 nt
Organism: Cariama cristata (Red-legged seriema)
Lineage: Eukaryota; Metazoa; Chordata; Aves; Cariamiformes; Cariamidae
Gene: PIP4K2A
Product: phosphatidylinositol-5-phosphate 4-kinase, type II, alpha
Exons: 7
Biological process (GO): phosphatidylinositol metabolic process
Molecular function (GO): phosphatidylinositol kinase activity
Source: RefSeq, a predicted model, not a curated record
AAUUCAUUGACAAGAAGUGCACCCCUUGCCAAUGAUUCCCAAGCACGCAGUGGUGCCCGCUUUCAUACAUCUUACGACAAAAGAUAUAUCAUCAAAACUAUAACGAGUGAAGAUGUAGCAGAAAUGCACAACAUACUGAAGAAAUACCAUCAGUUUAUUGUGGAGUGUCAUGGGAACACACUUCUUCCCCAGUUUUUGGGCAUGUACCGGCUUACUGUUGAUGGAGUUGAAGUAUAUAUGAUUGUUACAAGAAAUGUGUUCAGCCAUCGUUUAUCUGUGUAUAGAAAAUAUGAUUUAAAGGGCUCUACUGUGGCUCGAGAAGCCAGUGACAAAGAAAAGGCCAAAGAGCUGCCGACGUUCAAAGACAAUGAUUUUAUUAACGACGGCCAAAAGAUUCAUAUUGAUGAGAAUAACAAAAAGAUGUUCCUUGAGAAACUCAAAAAGGAUGUUGAGUUCCUUGCUCAGUUAAAACUCAUGGACUACAGCUUGCUGGUUGGAAUUCAUGAUGUUGAAAGAGCUGAACAGGAAGAAGUGGAGUGUGAAGAGAAUGAUGGAGAAGAGGAAGGUGAAAGCGAUGGGACCCACCCCAUUGGAACCCCUCCGGACAGUCCAGGAAACACGCUGAACAGCUCACUGCCUUUGGCUCCAGGGGAAUUUGAUCCAGCUAUUGAUGUUUAUGGAAUAAAAUCCCAUGAAAAUGCACCUAGGAAGGAAGUAUACUUUAUGGCCAUUAUUGACAUUCUUACUCAUUAUGAUGCAAAAAAGAAAGCUGCCCAUGCUGCAAAAACGGUAAAGCAUGGGGCUGGUGCAGAAAUUUCAACUGUUAAUCCUGAACAGUAUUCAAAGCGCUUCUUGGACUUUAUUGCCAACAUCUUGACGUAACCUAUCAUGUUACAUAGGACAGACACGAGACCUGGGGACAGCAGCAGUGGCUACAAAAAAGAACUCAGAGAAGCACUCAUCUUGCAGAAAGCAUCCCCUUUGUUUACAUCUGCUGGCAAAGAUGACUGAAGUGGGGUGGAGUACUCGCUUUAACAGCUGCCUGAUAUUCCCAGCAUAGUUCUAGCUAUUUCUGACUCUUUUGUGUGUGCAAAAAA